GACUUUCUGUUGGCUCUAUUGAAAUGUGAUUUGUUUUUGUCCAAUUAUAGGGGUAGUGGAGAUUUGUUUGAAUUAGUGAAAUUUUGGUUAUUUGAAGUUCAUUUUUGAAAAUAUUCAACCAAUCUGUGAGUAGAAUGUGUUUGUUUGGGCUCUUUCAUUGCACCAUUUGAGAAAAGAUCUUAGAGUUAAUCGUUCACUGGUUUUAGCUUUAAUGGUUUCUGUUUCUCUAACUGAGAUGGGGUCAAAUGGAGAGAAUGCAAUAAGAUUGGAGGAGAAGAAAAAGAGGGAACAAGAGCUAUUGAGCCAUAUUAUCCAGGAAGCUGGUGAAUACAAGGUUGAGUUCUACAGGAAGAGGGAGAUCACAUGUGAGAAUAACAAAGCCGCUAAUAGGGAAAAGGAGAAGAUAUUUGUGUCCAAUCAGGAGAAAUUUCAUGCCGAGGCCAAUAAGAAUUAUUGGAAGGCCAUAGCAGAGCUCAUUCCUAAUGAAGUGGCAGCAAUAGAGAAGAAGAGAGAGAAGAAGGAUCAGGAGAGGAAGCCUGGCAUUAUUGUGAUCCGAGGUCCAAAGCCAGGGAAACCAACUGAACUCUCAAGGAUGUACCAGAUACUCACAAAAUUAAAGCACGACACACCUCCUCACUUAAAUUUUUCUCCACCAGCAGCACCAGCUGCCACUGCUUCUGUCCAGGCUGCUGAUGUUGUAACCAUUCCUGAGGCUGUAUCUGUUGCUUGAUUGUUUUCUUAUUGACAUCGUCGAUAUUUUUCAUGUAUUGAAAGACAUGUAAGAGCUUUUUUACACUUUACAUUGUAGUGUAGCUUCAGGCUUGUCUGGUGAACACGGUAUGUAGGAACAUUCAGAUUGUUGAAAAUUAUACUUCAUGUCUUUUCUAGGUGAAAAACUUGAUUGUUUUUAGUUA
This is a messenger RNA of Manihot esculenta (cassava), 914 nucleotides long. RefSeq names its product clathrin light chain 2. The transcript has 3 exons. Gene Ontology annotation, biological process: clathrin-dependent endocytosis; clathrin coat assembly; intracellular protein transport. The record is from RefSeq and is a predicted model, not a curated record. Gene Ontology annotation, cellular component: clathrin coat of trans-Golgi network vesicle; plasma membrane; clathrin coat of coated pit. NCBI's taxonomy places the organism in Eukaryota, Viridiplantae, Streptophyta, Magnoliopsida, Malpighiales, Euphorbiaceae. Gene Ontology annotation, molecular function: clathrin heavy chain binding; structural molecule activity. The coding region runs from base 212 to 730 and encodes 172 amino acids.